This is a messenger RNA of Penicillium egyptiacum, 480 nucleotides long. The record is from the annotation of a GenBank genome assembly. NCBI's taxonomy places the organism in Eukaryota, Fungi, Ascomycota, Eurotiomycetes, Eurotiales, Aspergillaceae.
AUGAAGUGUCUCACUUCCAUGCGUCUCUGUGCGAGAUACAUCUCAAAUAGACCUUUCACCCGACUCUCGCCGCAGGCACCCGCAUUCCCCCUCACGCACCAAUUCCCGAGAAUGGCAUCCAGCGCGUUUCAUUUUGCCGAGGGCGAGGAUGCGCAGCAACUUACCCGCGAUGCUGAUGCUUUAUUGCAGCAGGGUUGGGUGCAGGAUGGAGACGGGAUGGGAGUCACGAAGACUUUUCAUUUCAAGAGUUAUUUCAAGGCUGUGGCAUUUGUUAAUAUGAUUGCGGCCGAGAGUGCGUCCAAGAAACAUCAUCCCACUAUGACAGUUCGGAUUGGCUCCGUCGAUGUGCACUGGACGACCCAUCGCCCACGCGGAUUCACACAAAAAGAUGUGACGAUGGCGCAGCAUUGUGAUCGAGGUGCUGAUCUGAUGGGUGCUGUUGAUCCUGGUCAGGGACUGAAGUGUGGUCCGACUGUUUAA